AGUUGUCAUGAGUGAUUGCGAUAAAUUUCUGGGGGCCGAUGUCCAGGGGUUGAAUCCCUUCGACAGAAUUAAUGAUCGAUUACUCCUAUCGUGGGAGAAUCUGUCAGUGGAGGUUGGAGGGAAGAGAGAUUAUUUUUCGGGAAAAUUUUCAGGUGGACAGGUGGUGCUGAGGGAUGCAAAGGGUUGGACUGAAACUGGCCAGUUGGUCGCAAUCAUGGGCCCCAGUGGAGCUGGGAAAACUACUCUGCUGGCAAGUCUCGCGAGAUUAACCGAACCAGUUGCGGGAUCGAUUCGUCUCAAUGGAGUUGAAUUAUCCAAGGGUGACAUGUCAAAGAUAGCGAGCUUCGUGCCGCAGGUUGAUCCACUGCCUGUCAUGUUGACGACCGGUGAAUACAUAUCCUUCUCGUGCGCCCUGAGACUGGAUGCAUGCAUGUCCGCCAGGGAGAAGAACCUCAUGGCGACGAGAAUAAUUGAAGACCUGGAAUUGGCAGACAGUCGGGACGUUUUAAUAUCGAAAAUCUCUGGUGGCGAACGGAAAAGAGUCUCUAUAGCAGCUGAGAUAAUCACCCAGCCGAGAAUUCUCUUUUUGGAUGAGCCAACGACCGGAUUGGACUCGUCCUCGGCAUUUCGAGUCAUUCAAUCGAUUAAAGUUGCUGCACAUCAUAGCAUCGUCCUGUGCUCUAUCCAUCAGCCAGCAAUCACUCUCUAUGACCUAUUCACUCACGUUAUAUUUUUGACUGAGGGUAGGACAGCAUUUUCUGGAAGCCUCGAUGCAGCAAAAACCUUUUUCCAGAGUGAAGGGUAUAACUGUCCACAUGGCUUCGACGAGGCCGAGUAUUACAUCAGGAUCUUAUCGGCUCGGCAUUCAGAGGAUCUGGGGACUGAUCUCCAUAGGAAUAACGCUGAGAAAAUUUGUGAUGCUUACAGCCGUUCAACUUCCUCUGAUUUUUCUUGGAAAAUUGAAGAAGGACCGCUGGGAUUUCAGAUCGAAAAUAUCCAAAAAUCAUCAAAUUGGUUCGUCCAGUUCCAUUGGCUGACAUGGAGAUAUUACCUUGAGAACAGAAGAACAAUAAUCAACGGAUCAGUUGCAUUCCUCUAUUACGCUGUCUCUAUUGUGCUGGUUGGUGUUUUUUACAUUGGAAUUGACACUGAGAGGCAAUCCGGCGUGAAGGAUGCGAUGGGUAUGCUCUAUAUGACGGGUACAGAGCUCGUGUAUUCAUCCACGUACACCGUAUUGUAUGAGGUGCAGUCGGAGAUUCCAAUUUACCUCAGAGAGAGGAAAUUCUAUAGCCCAUCUGCCUAUUACCUGGCCAUGCUGUUUAGUUGGAUGCCCAAGGUGUUGCUGAAGUCAUUAUUCCUAACGAUUUCAAUUCUCGUUAUUUUCAAAUACAAGGUGAUGACGAUAUCCAUGUUCCUGGAGUAUUUAGCUGCAACGACCGCCUGCGGUGUUUGCGCAUCAGCUUACGGGAUAAUGAUGUCCUGCCAUUUUGCGGAUGUCAAUGUUGCCAGUUCCAUUAUGGCACCCAUCGAUCUACUUGCUCUACUCAUGGCUGGAGUGUUCUAUAAUCUGAGAAAUUCAUCAGGAAUCGCUAGUUGGCUCAAGUAUUUAUCUAUAUUUCAUUAUUCCCACGAGCUGAUGGCAGUCAUUCACUGGUCCAGGAUAAAAAGGAUCCAGUGCGAUGUUGAACAUUUGCCCUGUUCUAAAACUGGGUCAGAGGUUCUAGCUGAAUAUGGGUACAGCCAGGGGGAUUUGGGCUUCACUGUAGGGGGUUUAUUUAUCCUGACAGGGGCCACCCUUUUCAUGGGGUUCUUGGGGGUAAUGAGAAGGAGAACAAUUAAAUCGUUGUACUGAGGGAUUUUCAAUCAGAUUUUUCUACUGAAGGUGCAAAUACAUUUUUAAUCGAUCAUUAACGAGUGGAAAAUUCGAGCAAUUAUAUCAACGGUAUAAAUAAUAUAAAACACGUCAUUCAAUUUAUUAAUUUAAUUUCCAGAAAUAAACAUAUGCAUGCAACAACGAACAAAUUAUAGAAUAAAAUAACAUAAGAUAAUUAAAUUUCGAGGAAUGGCGCAAUUAAGGCAGUGAAA
Molecule: messenger RNA, 2085 nt
Organism: Fopius arisanus
Lineage: Eukaryota; Metazoa; Arthropoda; Insecta; Hymenoptera; Braconidae
Product: protein brown-like
Exons: 8
Coding region: 8-1852 (614 amino acids)
Biological process (GO): transmembrane transport
Cellular component (GO): plasma membrane
Molecular function (GO): ABC-type transporter activity; ATP binding; ATP hydrolysis activity
Source: RefSeq, a predicted model, not a curated record